CACAUGCGCAGUAGCGCGGGUCGGGGUCUUUUUCGCGCCGCCCUGGUGUCCCCAGGGGGACGAAUCUGGCACCGCCGCGCCGGCUCCGUACGGUGGCCGAGUGGGGCCCAUUCUCUCCGCCCGCCGCUCUUUGUCAGGCGGGAGGAGUCCGUCAGGGAGCGGAGGAAAAGGAGGAGGCAGUUUGCUCCGUUUGGGUAAAAUGGGCUCGAAACAGAUUGCGCAGGAAACCUUUGAUGAUGCAGUGCAAGAAAACAUCACGGAGUUUGAGAUGGAUCCAGAAGAGGCUGUGAGGGAAGCUGUGCAGCAGUUUGAAUCCCAAGGUGUUGACCUAAGCAACAUUGUGAAAGCUGUGCAGCCUCCUGCCUCUGAAAAUGGGCAAAGGCAGAAGCAUGAAAUUUUGCUGACUUUAGAUUCCCUGGGGAGAGCUGUAGCUGACUCUGAUCUCCCCGAGAUGGCAGAGCAGUUGGUGGUCUUCACUGAGCAGUGCAAGGAGCAGCUGGCAUUCCGUUACCUGGCGGGGCAGAACGGUGCUUACCCCGUGGUCUUCUCCGCCUGCCAGUUGGCUUCAGGAGACAGAAGUUUAAUGCUGAAAGCCUUUUCUACUCUCUCUGCCCUCUUGGAUGGGCAGCCAGACCUUCUUGACUCUGAUGGCCAGGAGCUGCUGCUACAAACUCUGAAGGAAUUCAAGGAGGAUGCAGAGAUGGUGCUGGUGGGGAUCCGGUGUGUCCGGCACGCCUGCCUGAAACACGAGCAGAACCGCCAGGACUUUGUGAAAGGUGGGAUCCUCCCAGUCCUUACUGGAGCUAUUAUCCAGCAUGGAGACAGUGCUGAUGUUGUCCGAACAGCCUCCUCAGCCCUCAGAAUCAUGACCUUUGAUGAUGACAUCCGUGUGCCCUUCGGCCACGCUCAUGACCACGCCAAGAUGAUUGUGCUGGAGAACGACGGGUUAAGAGUCCUCAUUGAAGCUGCAAAAGCAUUCACAGAUAACUCCAGUGUUCUCAGUGAACUCUGUGCCACCCUUUCUCGCCUCUCUGUCAGGAAUGAAUUCUGUCAAGAAAUUGUGGAUCUUGGGGGCUUAAAUUUUAUGGUGGCUCUCCUGGCUGACUGCAUCGACCACCCGGACGUGGUGAAGCAGGUGCUGAGCGCCAUCCGAGCAGUUGCGGGCAACGACGACGUGAAAGACGCCAUCGUCAACGCUGGGGGCACAGACCUCAUCGUGCUGGCCAUCAGCCACCACCUCUCCAACCCUCAGAUCUGUGAGCAAGGGUGUGCAGCCCUCUGCAUGUUGGCUUUGCGCAAGCCAGAGAACUGUAAUGUCAUCAUGGAAGGUGGUGGGGCUUUGGCAGCCCUUCAGGCUAUGAAAGCACACCCACGAGAAGUUGCUGUACAGAAACAGGCGUGCAUGCUGAUCCGCAACCUGGUCUCCCGGAGCAGGGACUUUUCUCAACCCAUCUUGGAGAUGGGAGCUGAGAACCUGAUCACAGAAGCUCGUGCAACACACAGGGACUGCGACGACGUGGCCAAAGCUGCCCUGAGAGAUCUGGGCUGCAAAGUGGAGCUGAGAGAGCUGUGGACAGGUCAGAAGGGAAGCCUGGCUCAGUGAAAUCCAUCCAGACAUCUCCAUCUGUGAAAUCUAAAAAAAAAGGGGGGUGGGGUGGUGGGGAAAACAAACAAAACCAAACCAACAGUGGCAUGGAUUAAUUUUGCAGUUCCAUCUGGAAUAUCUGAAGCAAAUGCCUGGCUUGUGAGGCUGCAGUGAAGUUGUUACUUGGGAGCUACAGCUGAAAUGGCUUUAUGCAUUCAGGCUGCAAACCAACUCUGUAAUAAUCCUUCCCCCAAAUCAUCUAAUGCCUGCAGAUGAUCUGCUCCCCCCCCCAGGUGUUCUGUAUCUUCCCUGUGUGCAGAAAGGGCCGUGCCCAAGUGCUCUGUUCCAUACAUUAAGAGCAAAAGUGGCUCUUUUUCUGGUAGGAGUUUGGUACCUACCGUGGCAGCUGGUUCUGGUUUGCUCCUCCGCUCUCUGCUGAUGGAGACCAGGAGCCUGGUCUGCUGAUGGGAUGGAUGAGGAGCAAUCCCAUCAUUUGUGGCUCUGUUCUGUCCUGUUGUACUGUUCUACUGUUCUUUUACUGCUGCCCAUGUUCUGUGUUGCUGCUUGGUUUUGGAUUUUCAGCCAACGGAACAUUUGGAGGAACAAAAGCAACAUUAAUUAAGGAUUUUGGGAUUGUGUGGCCUAAAGCAAACCUACUUUAUGUUGCCAUUUGCAUCCAGGAGGAAAGUUCAUGUUCUCUUUUCAGUGAGAUGAACAAAUCAGGGACUGGCUGCAAGGGUGGUUGUUUUAAAGCAGGGACAAGCCAAGCACUGGGAGCCUGGGCUUUGAUUUUAUCUUCAGCAAAAAGCACUUCCCUGAGUGCAGGGGUGCUGUAACUGGUGUGAAGAAGCUCUGUGCCUCCUGGAGAAGACAGCUCUGGAGAUGGGGGCAAAAUGGGUGAGGUGAAGCAUCCAGACAGGCUCUGAAGUCUCAGCUAAAGGUUUCUGGGUGCCCCUGGUUCGUUUGGGCCCUGUUACCUGCACUGCUCCAGUGCUGAACCUUCCUCCUGAGCAGCUCCUGAUGUUGUAACUCGAGUGGGUGUUUUCUGGUGUGAUGUUUGCUGUACAAACGGUGACCCUAUAAAACCUGAAAACGU
Calypte anna (Anna's hummingbird) is the source of this 2681-nucleotide messenger RNA. It is a transcript of the gene ARMC6, whose product is annotated as armadillo repeat containing 6. Gene Ontology annotation, biological process: hematopoietic progenitor cell differentiation. The coding region runs from base 200 to 1603 and encodes 467 amino acids. Gene Ontology annotation, molecular function: protein binding. The transcript is spliced from 8 exons. The record is from RefSeq and is a predicted model, not a curated record. Lineage: Eukaryota; Metazoa; Chordata; Aves; Apodiformes; Trochilidae.